AUGCCGAAAUAUUGUUCGGUACCAAACUGUGAAAACGACUCGACGAGUGGACGCGAUCAAAAAAGCUUUUACAAAUUCCCGCUGCAUGAUCCGGAGCAGCUGCAGUUGUGGCUAAGAAACAUCGGGCGUGACAACUGGACUCCAUCUCGACACCAUUACGUCUGCCACGAGCACUUCGUGUCGUCAUGCUUCAAGGUACACGUGGGGAUUCCUUGCCUCGAAAGUGACGCCGUGCCCACAGUCUUCCGGAGAGUGGAGAAACGCAAAGUGACGGAUGACGAUGAGAAGUACGCCAAAGUGCUUCGCAGGGAAUCUGACUCAAUGGAGGCGUCCAUCCCGUGUGCCAUGGAGAGAUGCUCAAACACAGACGCGAACCUCCCUUACCUAACCGCGCUACCCGGCGUACUUCCAUUAUUGCAACCAGUGGCUGAGCAACACAAUGGCGAGUGGGUUCUGCUGCCUAGCAACAGCGACGAGGCUAUAGUGGGCACAGUGGACCCUCGUGAAACGCAUGUGAUCGCCUACCUGGAGUCUAUACCCAACGUUGUCUCGGGCCAACUGCUGGUCUCCUCAGAAACGGUGUUGUCGUCAGCUUUGAGCUCUGAGCCCAUCACGUCCACGCUGCCUAUCGUGUCCAAGCACGCUCCUCCGCGGCCAUCGUCGCCAUCAAUGCCCCUCCUGGCGGAGGGAGACGAACUGCAGGAUGAUGAUGAGGAGGAUUUGGAGAGCUGGGACCACCAAUUGGAGGAGCACUGCUACCACAAGCACCGCCUGAACAAGGAGCAGCUGGAGGCCGUGGUGGCCGAGCUGCAAAAGAAGGUGAAGGUCUUGCACCAACGGCACCGGCGCCACUUAAACAAAAUGCUGGGCCUGGAGAACACUGUCAGUCAGCUCAGGCAGAAAAACAUGAUGACGGAAGAGAGGCUGCAGCUCUUGGAGAGGGCGUACCUCCAGAACAGCGCCGACACCGGGGAAACAGUCGCCAUCAUCUACGAGGAAGACGACGCAGCGUUUUUCUACACUCUCGGCGACAGCAAGGACAAACUGUGA
This is a messenger RNA of Nerophis lumbriciformis (worm pipefish), 1050 nucleotides long. The record is from RefSeq and is a predicted model, not a curated record. NCBI's taxonomy places the organism in Eukaryota, Metazoa, Chordata, Actinopteri, Syngnathiformes, Syngnathidae.